Molecule: messenger RNA, 1943 nt
Organism: Lepus europaeus (European hare)
Lineage: Eukaryota; Metazoa; Chordata; Mammalia; Lagomorpha; Leporidae
Gene: PEX19
Product: peroxisomal biogenesis factor 19
Exons: 8
Coding region: 37-936 (299 amino acids)
Biological process (GO): protein import into peroxisome membrane
Cellular component (GO): peroxisome; peroxisomal membrane
Source: RefSeq, a predicted model, not a curated record
GGUGUCCUCCUCCUACGGCAAGCCGGAGGUAGCAAGAUGGCGGCCGCAGAGGAAGGCGGUGGUGCCGCGGCCGGAGCGGACCGGGAAUUGGAGGAGCUUCUGGAAAGUGCUCUUGAUGAUUUCGAUAAAGCCAAACCCUCCCCAGCACCCCUUCCUACCACCACGGCCCCCGAUGCAUCGGGGCCCCAGAAGAGAUCGCCAGGAGACACUGCCAAAGAUGCCCUUUUCGCCUCCCAAGAGAAGUUUUUCCAGGAGCUGUUUGACAGUGAGCUGGCUUCCCAAGCCACUGCAGAGUUUGAGAAAGCAAUGAAGGAGUUGGCUGAGGAAGAGCCCCACCUGGUGGAGCAGUUCCAGAAGCUCUCAGAAGCUGCCGGGAGAGUGGGCAGUGAUGCGACCUCCCAACAAGAAUUUACUUCUUGCCUGAAGGAGACACUAAGUGGACUAGCCAAAAACGCCACUGACCUUCAGAACUCAGGCAUGUCAGAAGAGGAGCUGACCAAGGCCAUGGAAGGGCUGGGCAUGGAUGAAGGGGAUGGAGAAGGGAACAUUCUCCCCAUCAUGCAGAGUAUUAUGCAGAACCUGUUGUCCAAGGAUGUACUAUAUCCAUCACUGAAGGAGAUCACAGAAAAGUAUCCAGAAUGGUUACAGAGUCACCGGGAAUCUCUACCCCCAGAGCAGUAUGAAAAAUACCAGGAGCAGCACAGUGUCAUGGGCAAAAUAUGUGAACAGUUUGAGGCAGAGACACCUACAGACAAUGAGGCCACCCAGAAGGCUCGUUUUGAGAUGGUGCUGGAUCUUAUGCAGCAGCUACAGGAUUUGGGCCAUCCUCCAAAAGAACUGGCUGGGGAGAUGCCUCCUGGCCUCAACUUUGACCUGGAUGCCCUCAAUCUGUCGGGCCCACCAGGUGCCAGUGGUGAACAGUGUCUGAUCAUGUGAAACACAUCACGUGUUGCUCCCUGAGUCCCAGCCAUGGGGAACAUCUGGAGUCAGCAGAACCAUUGGGAACUGAGGCAGUAAUGUCAUCUGCUGGAGCAGUCUGCCCACUGGCCUCUCAUCCCAUCCAAGACUGUGCCAUGCCACCUGAGGCUUUUCCUCUUCCUAGGAAUAGGAUCUGCUCUGCAGGCCAUUUCUGUGAGCCCUACUGCCUUGUGGUUUUGCUGCUAACAAAGGCCCGGCUGCCAGGUGAAGGAAGGCAUCUCUUUGAGGACAUGUGUCUUCCUCUCACUCCAAAAUGUUGUAUGUGGCCACACUGAUGCCCAGGGUCUUUGCGCCUUGUCUCUACUCCCUCUUUUAUCUAGAGAGUAGGGGCAGAGUUCUGAGAUUCUGUAUUUCUACAGUUUUCUCAGGCAGAAUGAAAAUGGGGAGAGACUUAGCCUGGGCUGGGGCUGUAAGUCUGUCACUAUGUCCUCUAACUUUUAGACAAACUAUUGUGAAUUCCCCGAAGAGAAAGGGCUUUUGCGUGUAAUCAGAGUGGAGUUAGAAGAGAAGCCUGGGAUUCUCCUCUCUCUAGGUGCUGAGCCCUCAACUCCCUAUUCCAACCCGAGAACUCGAGUUAUUACCUGGUCUUUCCUACUAUGCUGUUUGGUCUGGGUGAGCCCAGCCCUUGACUGCCUUCUUUUGCCUGUCCUCUUACCACCCACUGUAAGAUACUUGUUUAUUCCAACCCUGCUGAGUCCAAGCUAUUACAAAGAAGGGCCCAUCGUUUUUUCUUAUUAUCUAGUUCAUCCACCUCUCACUGACUCCUUCUGUCCCUGGAAAACUUGAUGGUAGUAUCAGAUCAGAGAAAUGAAAAGACCAUUCUUCCCAAAUACAUUCUGACUUAUUUAAUACACCCAGUUCCCUUAGAAUCCUUGGUUCAGGAAGGGAAAGGGGGAGGGACGUAGCCUGGGUUCCCUUUCCUGCAGGCCCUUUGGGGCAGUGUCUAAUAAAUAUUGUGAGUGAGA